GUGACAAAUAGAAUUUUUGAUCAGUUCAUUCUCGAAUAGUUACGGGGAUUGAAAGGAUAACAACAGAAUGAAGUUUAUAACAUCGCUUGUUAUAGUUGUUAUAUGUAUAUCAUAUACAACGGCUCGCCUUUCUGGUGAACAAAAGGAGCAACUAAAAGAAUUUGGACAAGAAUGUACUAAUUUAAUUAGAAUUAGUGAACAAGGACUAAAACGUAUAGGUAGUGGUAAUUUAGAAGACUUAGAUUUUAAUGAAAAAUGUUGGAUCGAAUGUGUUUUUGAACGUCUUGGAAUUUUACGUGAUGGACAAAUUCAAACAUCAGUUAUUAUGGGUUCAUUGACAAGUAUGGGUUAUGAUCUUGACACUGCAACAGGAAUUACAUUCCAAUGUGAAAAUCCACAAGGCGAAAAUGCCUGUGAACGUGCACAUGAUUUAGCAUUAUGUUACUUGCGACAAAAUGCUGGAUUACAUCACAGAAAGAGAAGAUAAAUAUUACUGUAAAAAGUCUAUAUACAACAACAGAAUUAAAAAAAAAAAAUAAACAUGUUCUUAUGAAGACUAAAGUGCUGCUUUAAGGUAUAGGAAAACAAAACAGGCAUAGUGAAAAAUUUUGGGAAAAAAGUUAAUGAUAAAAAAAAAACAUUUUUCUUUUUUUUUUUUUAUUUGAAUUUUAGAUAUAAGUUUGUAUGUGACCGUGACUUUUCUAUUUGUAAAUAUAUUUAUUAUCUUUUAUGGUAUAUUUUGAAAGCGAAA
Messenger RNA from Condylostylus longicornis, 751 nucleotides. Its product is annotated as general odorant-binding protein 56d-like. The transcript is spliced from 2 exons. Lineage: Eukaryota; Metazoa; Arthropoda; Insecta; Diptera; Dolichopodidae. The record is from RefSeq and is a predicted model, not a curated record. Gene Ontology annotation, molecular function: odorant binding. Gene Ontology annotation, biological process: sensory perception of smell. The coding region runs from base 68 to 487 and encodes 139 amino acids.